This is a messenger RNA of Anisakis simplex (herring worm), 480 nucleotides long. The record is from the annotation of a GenBank genome assembly. Lineage: Eukaryota; Metazoa; Nematoda; Chromadorea; Rhabditida; Anisakidae.
UCUACACACCUCAAACAACUUUCGUAUCCAACAUCGGAUCUCUUCAUACAAAUGACCAAUUUUAGUCAGAAUGAGAUGCAACAAUUAACCAAGGAAAUAAUUCUGAAUAUGUGUGAUUGUCAGAGAUUACCGGAUGGAAGCUUACCGGCAGGUUGUGUACUCCCAAGUCCAAGGCCCACUACACCAGUACCUAUAACCAUCCCCAAAGUUCCGAUAACGGCGACCACGCACGAAACCGUAGCACCGUCAAGCACCACGCAGAAACCCAAAGUUCCGUCAAGCACCACGCAGGAACCUAAAGCUCCGUCAAGCACCACGCAGGAAUCUAAAGCUCCGUCGAGCACCACGCAGGAACCCAAAGCUCCGUCGAGUACCACGCAAUCAUCUCAACACUCCGCAACAUCAUCUGCACCUUCACUAACGUCUUCUAUUAACUAUAUUCAAAUUCUCGCAUUCUUAAUCCUGAUCACUCAUUUUUAA